ACCCUGUUUUGCAGUAGUGACAACCUUAUAUUAGCGUGUUGUAUACACGUGACGCUGAAUAUAACCUUAAAAUAAAACAAAAGUCAUGGGGCGCCAUAAAAAGGGUCGUUGUGUAAAAAGGAAUAAACAACUUAAUACAGAAGAAAGUCCGAAUAUAGUGAAUGCACCCCAUUCAUUUGUUAUUCACCGUGGAUUACCUGGAGAACAUAUUGCCGAACUGACUAGAGAUUUUCGGAAAAUCAUGGAACCAUUCACUGCAAUUUCUUUAAAGGAAAGGAAGAAAAAUACAAUAAAAGAUUUUGUAUCCAUUGCUAGUAUCCUUCACGUUACACAUAUGUGUAUGUUUACAAGAACAGAACAGGGAAUGUAUUUUAAACUUUGCAGGCUACCAAGAGGACCAACACUUACCUUUAAAAUACAUAGCUUCUGUUUAGCAAGGAAUGUAAUAUCUAUAUUAAAAAAGCAAAUGAUAUAUGAAGAGCUGUUUAAGAAUUCUCCAUUAGUAAUAUUAAAUAAUUUUAGUGGGGAAGGUAUGCAACUGAAGCUUAUUGCUUCCAUGUUUCAAAAUAUGUUUCCCACAAUAAAUUUGACUUCAGUUAAUUUAAGUACAAUUCGUCGAUGUUUAUGUUUAAAUUAUAAUUCAACGUCAGAAACAAUUGAUGUCCGACAUUACGCUAUUAGAGUUGUACCUGUUGGUUUGUCAAAAGGUGUUAAAAAAUUAGUUCAAGCUAAGGUACCAAAUCUGUCCAAAUGUGAGGAUUUUUCCGAUUUCUUGAAAAAGGAAACAGUUUCUGAAAGUGAAGCUGAAGAUGACCCUGCAAGUCACGUUACUUUGCCACAAACAUUGUCGUCGCGUGGUAAUCACGCAAAUAGCAAAAGUGCAAUUAGACUUUCCGAAUUAGGUCCCAGAUUGACAUUAGAGUUACUAAAAGUUGAGGAUGGACUCUUGGAUGGUGAAGUACUUUACCAUAAGUAUGUUCAAAAAUCAGAGGAAGAAAAAUUAUUAAUAAAGAAAAAACGAGAAGAGAAGAAAAAGUUAAAGGAGAAAAGGAAAAAGGUACAAGAUGAAAAUAAAAAACGAAAAGAACUUCAAAAACAAGAGCACAAAGAAAAAUCAUUAAAGGGAAUGGUGAAAAAGAAAGAAAGUGAAGUAUUAAUGCAAAAGAUUGCGAAAGAAUCAGUUGAAGGAAAUAAUAUAGAAGAUGAUGAUGCGCAAUAUUAUCGCGAGGAAGUAGGAGAAGAACCUGAUGACGAUCUUUUUGAAAAGAAAGUUGGUGAAAAAAGACCUAAAAAGUUCACCCCAAAGUACAAGGCAAAGAAACAAAAAACUUCAGGAGUCUUGAAAUAUUUUUCGUCAUUAUUUAUACAUCAUAUAACUAAGUCCAUAAUUCCAUAGUAAAAUUAUUUUUCGAAUCACAGAUUUAAUGGUAAGAUAUAUAUCACUGUCGAUUUAA
This is a messenger RNA of Osmia bicornis bicornis, 1454 nucleotides long. It is a transcript of the gene ppan, whose product is annotated as protein Peter pan. NCBI's taxonomy places the organism in Eukaryota, Metazoa, Arthropoda, Insecta, Hymenoptera, Megachilidae. The record is from RefSeq and is a predicted model, not a curated record. Gene Ontology annotation, biological process: rRNA processing; ribosomal large subunit assembly. Bases 86 to 1396 code for a protein of 436 amino acids. The transcript has 6 exons. Gene Ontology annotation, cellular component: preribosome, large subunit precursor. Gene Ontology annotation, molecular function: rRNA binding.